Molecule: messenger RNA, 2762 nt
Organism: Chara braunii
Lineage: Eukaryota; Viridiplantae; Streptophyta; Charophyceae; Charales; Characeae
Source: the annotation of a GenBank genome assembly
GAGCUGGUCCCACUGUUGAACGAGCCUCUCCACGUGCAAAGAUUCAAGUGCAUGCGCAGUAGUUCCGCCGUCGGACAACGAACCGGUUGCUUCGCCAGCCCUUCUAUCGGAGGAUCCGUCAACUUGGGCGAGUCUUGAUGGUUGCCUCUUCCCUCCACCGGUUCUUUGCUAACACUGCAUUGCAAUGCCUUAAUGGCACAUUUGCGUAAAUACUUGCACGAGGCAUGUACCACCUCCGUCGAUGGACGACGGAGUAGCGGUUGUUGAUCUUCGUAACUAUCUCGCGAAGAUCGACCGCGAGUACGCAACGCAAUGGUACGUUGACAUCGACGCGCCACUCCUCUACAUCCGCAUUCAGAUUAGAAAGGCGACCUGCAGUGCCGUGAUCGAUUGUGGAGCGACUCACGACUACAUCAGCCAAGACUUCAUGGCACACGCCGGGCUAGGCCCACGCGUUCGAAGGAAAAGUCAGCCUACGCACGUCACGUUGGGCGAUGGUCACACGCAAAAGUCAAUCGACCGAUGCGUUGACUUGGUGCCCCUGUACUUUGCCCCGCUAGCAUGCGAGGCCGUGUCUUUCGACAUAUUGGACACCAAGUUCAAUAUGAUCUUAGGCAUGUCGUGGCUGCAAAGCAAAGACCAUCCGGUGAACUUCUAUCGACGCACCGUUCACGUUUACGAUCGGCGUGGCGAACUAGUCUCGUGUACUGUGCCGCUUCCUCAUCCUUCGAUUGGUUGUCACGUGGUAUCUGCGGCAAGCAUUCGCCAAUCCAUCCGACGGAACGACAUCGAGGAGAUGGGCAUAUGUUUUCUUCACGCCCUCCCACUCGGUGAUCAGCCCAAGACGGAUACAUCGGACCCACGCAUCAGUGAGCUGUUGGACAGCUAUGAGGAUGUCUUCCAAGCUCCCGCCGGAGUAGUACCGGAUCGGCCCAUACGCCAUAGGAUCACUCUCGAGGACGGCGCCGUACCUUCGCGCGGAUGUAUUUACCGCAUGAGCGAAGAGGAGCUUCAAGUGCUUCGGGCACAGCUAGACAACCUCUUGGCCAAGGGCUGGAUUCACCCUAGCUGUUCGCCAUACGUGACUACGAACGCUUUCGGCUAUGGCAUUGGCGCGGUUUUGGAACAGCAUGACGGCACAGACUGGCAUCCGGUUGAGUACUUCAGCCAAAAGGUGCCGCCCAUCAAUACACUUGAUGAUGCGAGGAAGAAGGAACUGCUAGCUUUUGUCACUGUACUUCAAGUUAAGCGUUGGUGUCACUUUCUCCUCGGGCGUCGGCGAUUCACGUGGGCAACGACCAACAAUCCGUUGACGUAUUACAAGAUGCAAGACAUGGUGAGCAGCACGAUCAGUCGAUGGAUGUACUUCAUUGACCAGUUCGACUUCACCUCCAAGCACAUUCCGGGCUCCUCGAACAAGGCAGCGGAUGAUCUCUCGCGAAGACCUGAUCUUUGUGCCUUGGUGCACUCCAUAUUCGGCCUCGACGAGAACCUGCAACAGCAUUUCGUAAACGGAUCCAAGUCGGAUCCGAGAUUCUCCGCACUCUAUGCGGACUUAUCAUCGGACCAACCGCCGACAAGCAAUUAUCGCAUUGUCGACGGCUACUUGCUUCUCCAUACACGAGGCAAGGACUUGUUGUGUGUUCCCCAAGACCGCAUCUUGCACACUCGCCUCCUUGGCGAAUACCACGAUUCGCGACUGGCGGGACACCUUGGUGUUUGCCACCGGAACAAAGGGCGCCAUCAGCUCCCGUACGGUGAACUGAAACCAUUGCCGAUUCCUCGGGAACCGGGUCUCUCCAUUGCUAUGGAUGUGACCGGCCCUUUCUCUGGCGAUCGCCUUGGCCACGACGGUAUUCUCACGGUCGUUGACCAUUUGAGCAAGUACGCUCGAUUUCUUCCAUGCAAGUAUCAUGCGACGGCUCCCGAGCUCGCACGACUUUUGCAUACCGGCUGGUUUUGCAGCCAUGACGUUCAGGAAGACAUCGUCAACGACCGCCGCACUCGUUUCAUGUCGGCCUUUUGGAUGACACUCAUGGUGGAAUCCGACACCAGCAUGAAACCGAGUUCCGCACAACAUCCUCAAACGGAUGGGCAAAUGGAACGUGCGCACCAGACUGCGCAGAUGAUGCUCCGCCCACUCAUCCGCCCGGAUCAGAAGGACUGGGUUGACCGCCUUCCCGACAUCGAGUUCGCCUACAACACUUCGGUGCACCCGGCGAUUGGCGUGACUCCAUUUGAGUUGCAUCACGGUGGACGGAAAGGACGUAUCUUCGCAGACAUCUUGCUUCCACGGGCUGCCGAUAUCGACGCCGCUUGCUCCCCCGCUUCUACACGGAAGUACAGGGAACUGCUGGCCGAAGCCCGCGCAAACAUGCAAAAGGCUCAGGUCCGUAUGCAGCAGCGAACCGACGUCGCAUCCCAUGUCCAAUCAGUGCCGGCGACCUAGUAUGGGUCACCUCCGAGGAAUUUGCGCUCGAGCAGCACGUCUCGCGCAAGCUCCUCCCCAAGUGGUUUGGACCAUGGAAGGUCACUUCACCAGCUGGCGACGACCCAGCGGGUCCAUCUUUCAUCAUUGAGAUUCCCCCGCAUUUGACGGUCCACCUGAUAUUUCAUGCUUCAAAGCUGGCGGUCUACACUCCAGCCUCCGCAGCGGACUUCCCGGGCAGACGGUCACAGGACCCUCCUUCAAUGGAUGGUCAUCAGGAGGUCGACCGCGUCCUCGCUCAUCGCAAGCACUACAACAAACCAAUGCAGUACAA